AUGCCACCAGAGUGUGGGGAAACUGAUCACACUGUCAGCAAUUCAUUUCAAAAUGAUGUAUUUAGUGCUCAUUUCACCUUCCAAGAAAAGGAAAAGGAGUUCCUUAGACCAGAAGGUGAUAUUGUUAUUUUCAAGGACAUACCUAAGUUAAAGAUUGCAGAAAGGGGAGUUCGUCCUCGUGAGUUCUGGCGCCUUGACUACUGGGAAGAUGACUUGCGGCGCCGGCGACGAUUUGUGCGUAACCCUCUAGGUUCGACACAUCCUGAAGCGACACUAAAAACAGCCGUGGAGCAUGCCGCAGAUGAAGAUAUCCUUGCUAAAGGAAAACAGUCCAUCAAGAGUCAGGCUUUAGGAAAUCAGAACUCGGAAAACGAGAUCCUCCUGGAAGGCGACGACGAUACUCUGUCAUCCGUGGAUGAGAAAGAUUUAGAGAAUCUUGCGGGGCCUGUUAGCCUGAGCACGCCAGCCCAGCUCGUGGCCCCCUCCGCUGUGGUGAAGGGCACUCUUUCUGUCACCUCAUCCGAACUCUAUUUCGAGGUGGAUGAAGAGGAUCCUAACUUCAAGAAAAUCGAUCCCAAGAUCCUGGCAUAUACAGAAGGGUUGCAUGGAAAAUGGCUGUUCACAGAGAUAAGGUCAAUCUUUUCUCGUCGUUAUCUUCUGCAAAACACAGCCCUGGAGAUCUUUAUGGCGAACAGAGUGGCUGUCAUGUUCAACUUCCCAGACUCGGCAACAGUCAAGAAAGUGGUUAACCACCUCCCUCGUGUUGGUGUCGGGACGAGUUUCGGAUUGCCUCAAACCAGGCGUAUCUCACUAGCUAGUCCACGUCAACUUUUUAAAGCCUCUAACAUGACCCAGCGGUGGCAGCACAGAGAGAUUUCAAAUUUCGAGUAUUUGAUGUUUCUCAACACGAUAGCAGGACGGAGUUACAAUGACUUAAAUCAGUAUCCAGUGUUUCCCUGGGUCAUCACUAACUACGAAUCUGAGGAACUGGAUCUCACCUUGCCGAGUAACUUCAGAGAUUUGUCCAAGCCAAUAGGUGCUUUGAAUCCAAAAAGAGCAGCCUUCUUUACAGAGCGUUAUGAAUCCUGGGAAGAUGACCAAGUUCCAAAGUUCCACUACGGCACUCAUUACUCAACUGCAAGUUUUGUUCUUGCAUGGCUACUAAGAAUAGAACCCUUUACAACGUAUUUCCUAAAUUUGCAAGGAGGGAAAUUUGAUCAUGCAGAUCGAACUUUCUCAUCAGUUUCCAGAGCUUGGCGAAACAGUCAACGUGAUACUUCCGAUAUUAAGGAGUUGAUUCCUGAAUUUUAUUAUCUCCCUGAGAUGUUUGUCAACUUCAAUAAUUAUAAUCUUGGAGUGAUGGAUGAUGGGACGGUAGUGUCUGAUGUCGAACUUCCUCCUUGGGCCAAAACCUCCGAAGAAUUUGUUCGCAUAAACAGAUUGGCUCUGGAGAGUGAAUUUGUGUCCUGCCAGCUUCACCAGUGGAUUGACCUCAUUUUUGGCUACAAACAGCAAGGGCCAGAGGCGGUUCGAGCCCUCAACGUGUUCUAUUACCUGACCUACGAAGGAGCUGUCAACCUGAACUCCAUCACCGAUCCCGUGUUGAGAGAGGCUGUUGAAGCUCAAAUCCGCAGUUUUGGACAGACGCCUUCUCAGCUGCUCAUAGAGCCCCAUCCUCCCAGAGGCUCUGCCAUGCAGGCGAGUCCGUUGAUGUUCACAGACCAAGCCCAGCAGGACGUGAUCAUGGUCCUCAAGUUUCCCUCCAACUCCCCUGUCACUCACGUGGCAGCCAACACCCAGCCCGGCUUGGCGACUCCUGCUGUGAUCACAGUCACUGCGAACAGGCUGUUUGCCGUGAACAAAUGGCACAACCUUCCUGCUCAUCAAGGUGCUGUGCAAGACCAGCCAUACCAGCUGCCAGUGGAAAUCGAUCCUCUCAUAGCCAGCAAUACGGGAACGCACAGGAGGCAAAUCACCGACCUUCUAGACCAGAGUAUUCAAGUCCAUUCGCAGUGCUUUGUCAUCACUUCGGACAACCGCUACAUCCUCGUGUGCGGCUUCUGGGAUAAGAGUUUCCGAGUCUACUCUACGGACACAGGAAAAUUGAUGCAGGUGGUGUUUGGCCACUGGGACGUUGUCACUUGCCUCACUCGUUCUGAGUCCUACAUUGGGGGAAAUUGCUACGUUCUGUCAGGGUCACGUGAUGCCACCCUUCUGCUGUGGUACUGGAACGGGAAAAGCAGUGGCAUCGGAGAUAACCCAGGCAGUGAGACCACCACCCCUCGGGCCAUUCUGACAGGCCACGACUACGAGAUCACGUGCGCGGCCGUCUGCGCAGAGCUGGGCCUGGUGUUAAGUGGCUCCCAAGAAGGCCCGUGUCUGAUCCACUCCAUGAAUGGCGACCUGCUGAGGACCUUGGAGGGGCCUGAACACUGCCUGAAGCCAAAACUCAUCCAGGCGUCCAGGGAGGGCCACUGCGUCAUCUUCUAUGAGAACGGCCUCUUCUGCACCUUCAGCGUGAACGGCAAGCUGCAGGCCACCGUGGAAACCGACGACAACAUAAGGGCCAUGCAGCUGAGCCGGGACGGACACUACCUGCUCACGGGAGGAGACCACGGCGUGGUCGUGGUGCGGCAGGUGUCGGACCUCAAGCAGCUCUUCACCUACCCAGGCUGCGACGCUGGCAUCCGGGCCAUGGCACUGUCCUAUGACCAGAGGUGCAUCAUUUCUGGCAUGGCUUCGGGCAGCAUCGUUCUAUUUUACAACGACUUCAACCGGUGGCAUCAUGAAUACCAGAACCGCUACUGAUGGCGAAAACUGCAGGUCAGCCCUGCCCCAGGCGGCAGGGGACGCACCCAACCUCGGUCUCUCAGAAACCGCUAUCACAUCUGAAUGUAACUUACAUUUGCUCGAAGAAGCAAACUAUUUUUUAAAGUUUAAUUGCUAUUUUUGUAGACUUUGCUUGACUUUUUUGGGGGGAAUAGCAAAGCAGAAAAUUGGCUGCUGGGUUCUGUAGUUUAAACAAAAAAAUCUAUAUUUUUAGUCAUAAUGAGAAGUCUAUUUUCACCAAUUAUGGAAACAUGCCGUGGAGGGAGUCACCCCACUCUCUCGUGCUAUAGUAUGAAAACAUUUCCCAUCCGUCUGUAAUCCUGACACAUACGUGAUUGAUUUUAACACAGGGAAAUGGGUUCUAUACUGGGAGAGGGGAAUUUUAUGCUGUACUUUGGGGCCUGUAUUUUUCCAAACAAGUGUGCUGCUUCCACACUAAAGUUUCUGGGAUUUAAAUAGUAAUGUUUAAAUGAUGGUACAUGUAAUUUAAAACAUCUCAAUGAAUUAUUUCUAUUCUUAUUAUUUUUCAGGCAUGUUUUAGACAUAGGGAGUUACGGUUGGGGGAGGCUACUUUAUUGUGUGGUUAUUAACAUAAAGGGUCUCAGUUAUCGCGAGGGGGAAAUAUUGUCCAUAUUUACCAUCGUUCCCCACACCUGUCGUCCUCCUGGCACCAGAAUGAGAUGGAGGAUGUGCUUUGGGGUUUCCCACCUUUGUUUUUCUUUUCAAGUUAAUGCAGUCCCAAAGGUCACCCCUGAGGUCUGGCCAUGCCCAUGCGUUAAGGCAGAGCCACCGCUGGGACACCCCUCUGACCUGGGAUUGAGGGUGAAGGCUGCCAGGUGUCAUAUGAAGCAGCCUCAUUUUUCUCCUAUUUGUUAUUCAGCUAUCUCCACCUUCCUUUCGAUGAGCGAUUUGUACUAAGAAACAACGUUAUUUUGGUGUAUAAUUCUACUUUUCUAGUAGAUGGCUGUGUGGAAUUCUGUGAAGCAUUUGAGAAAGGUCUGUGUUGCAUAAAUAAAUUCUUUGUAUGUUGUGAA
Molecule: messenger RNA, 3863 nt
Organism: Tupaia belangeri chinensis (Chinese tree shrew)
Lineage: Eukaryota; Metazoa; Chordata; Mammalia; Scandentia; Tupaiidae
Product: lipopolysaccharide-responsive and beige-like anchor protein
Exons: 21
Coding region: 1-2808 (935 amino acids)
Biological process (GO): intracellular protein localization
Cellular component (GO): membrane; cytosol
Molecular function (GO): protein kinase binding
Source: RefSeq, a predicted model, not a curated record